Messenger RNA from Caenorhabditis elegans, 2289 nucleotides. It is a transcript of the gene plk-1, whose product is annotated as Serine/threonine-protein kinase plk-1. The transcript is spliced from 6 exons. Bases 1 to 1947 code for a protein of 648 amino acids. Lineage: Eukaryota; Metazoa; Nematoda; Chromadorea; Rhabditida; Rhabditidae. Gene Ontology annotation, biological process: regulation of cell cycle. The record is from RefSeq and is marked reviewed. Gene Ontology annotation, cellular component: midbody; cytoplasm; nucleus. Gene Ontology annotation, molecular function: protein serine kinase activity; protein kinase activity; protein serine/threonine kinase activity.
AUGAAUCGACUUCCCAACAUUGCAAAACCCCCACAAAAGUCCAACCAAAGAAAGGAGAAGGCUCCACCAGAGGUUCCCGCUCUCAUCGCCGACAAGGAUCGUGGGACCUAUUAUGAGAAAGGACGAUUUUUGGGCAAGGGAGGAUUCGCUCACUGUUAUGAGCUUACGAAUCGAGCAACACGCGAGGUUGUCGCUGGAAAAGUGGUUCCGAAGUCGAUGCUCGUCAAGCAAUACCAGAGAGAUAAGAUGACACAAGAGGUGCAGAUUCAUCGAGAGCUUGGACACAUCAAUAUCGUGAAGUUAUUCAACUUCUUCGAGGACAAUCUCAACGUGUAUAUCACUUUGGAGUUAUGUGCAAGACGGUCGCUGAUGGAGUUGCACAAAAGAAGAAAGGCGGUCACCGAACCUGAAGCUCGUUAUUUCACUCAUCAAAUUGUGGAUGGCGUGCUGUAUUUGCAUGAUCUGAACAUCAUUCAUCGUGAUAUGAAGCUUGGAAAUCUUUUCCUCAAUGAUGAUCUAGUUGUCAAAAUUGGAGAUUUCGGAUUAGCAACAACGGUCAACGGUGAUGAGAGAAAGAAAACGUUGUGUGGAACGCCAAACUACAUAGCUCCGGAGGUUUUGAACAAAGCUGGACACUCAUUUGAAGUUGACAUUUGGGCAGUUGGAUGCAUUCUGUACAUUCUUCUUUUCGGACAACCACCAUUCGAGUCUAAAUCGCUUGAAGAGACAUACUCACGCAUUCGCCACAACAACUACACCAUUCCGUCGAUCGCAACACAACCAGCAGCAAGCCUAAUCCGCAAGAUGCUUGAUCCUGAGCCAACACGUCGUCCGACUGCCAAGCAGGUUCAACGCGAUGGCUUCUUCAAGUCAGGAUUCAUGCCGACUAGACUUCCAGUCUCCUGCCUCACUAUGGUGCCAAAGUUCGGAGGACACGAAACUUCGAUGAUGGAGGAAAAUGUUGCUCCAAGAGGGGUUGAUGCUCGUUCACAACGCCCAUUGAACGGAAGAGCUGGAUUGUCUGCCCUCCCACAACACAUCGUGUCGAACAAUGCCGAUCGUGAGCGUGCUCAACAACAAGCUGCAGAGGCGACUUUCCGGGAGCCCGAGGAUGCAUACCUUUCACAACUUUUCCACCAAGUUGCUGUGCUCUUAGAGCAGCGUAUUCCAGGGCUGGAAGAAGAAGAAGCUGCUCUUGAUGGUUAUCAAUCACCAGAGUGCCUCCCGGUUUUCUGGAUUUCGAAAUGGGUUGACUAUUCGGACAAGUAUGGCAUCGGAUAUCAACUAUGUGACAAUUCCGUCGGAGUUCUCUUCAAUGACAAUUCUCGUAUCAUGCUUGAUCAAGCUGGAAACGAGUUGACCUAUAUUGAGAAGAGCAACAAAGAGCACUACUUCUCGAUGCACUCAGGUGAAAUGCCUGGAUUGCUCAACAAGAAAGUCACAUUGCUUAAGUAUUUUCGAUCCUACAUGAAUGACCAUUUGGUGAAAGCUGGAGAAGGAUCUGAACAAAGAGCUGGUGAUGACUUGGCUCGUUUACCAACGCUUCGAGUUUGGUUCAGAACCAAAUCAGCAAUUGUUUUGCACCUUUCCAAUGGAACUGUUCAGAUAAAUUUCUUCAAUGAUCAUGUCAAGAUGAUGAUGUGCCCAUUAAUGCAAGCAGUUACAUUCAUCGAUCAAAACAAGCGUAUGCUCACCUACAAGCUGAACAAUCUUCAGCGCAAUGGAUGUCCAGAGAAAUUCCUUCACCGACUGAAGUAUGCGAAGACAAUGAUCGAAAGGUUGAUGAGCGAUGCUAACGUUGUAUCCCAGAAUCCAGCUCGUCAACCGGAUAUGCCACGGUCAAUGGCAGCUGCUCGUUCAGCUUCGGCAGGAUCACGAGGACCAAAUCAAGCUGCAUCGCACCUUCCCCAGUCGGCAAGUGGAUCCAAUAUUCACCCACGUCGAUAGAUCCGUAUGUGCUCUUUGCCACUUCCAUGAAUUUGCUUACAUCUCCUGAUUAAUUCCAAGAAGUAUUAUUCUAUACAUUUAACCCGUACUCUUCAUUUAUUGUUGCUGUUUUUCAUCGACCCUUUUAGUCCCAUGUUUCAGCAUCCAACAUGUCUUUAUUCCCCGUCCUCGAUCUCCCGUAGCUCAUUUCAUUGUAAAUACUGAUGAGACCCGCUGUAGCCCUUUUUCAUUCGUUUGUAUUCAUGGGCGAGGCGAUUUUUAUUUUGCGUUUUUAUUUCUUUUUGCUAAUUGAAUCAUCUUUUUUUGGUAUUAGUCCCACGAAAUAAAACGUACCGAUGAUUA